CUUUGCUCACUACGUUCACCACUCUAACCCCUUCACAAAGUAAGACUUCUCACUACCUCUGCUAGAAGCAGAACCGCCAUCACCUCGACCAGUUGUCUUCUCACACCUCUGCUAGUAAUUCCAUCGAUCUCCUCAUCCACUCCAUUCACAUCUGCGUCAUCUUUUCCUCAAGACCUUCCUUUCCAUCACUCAACGGCACACUCCUACAAGUCCCAACCAUGGAGCUCACAUUCCUCACUGAAAUCGGACAAUCGUUCACGAUCGAAAUCGAUCCAGGCAUGGAAUUUGAGAACGUCAUGGCGUUGUUGGAAGCCGAGUCUGGUAUCCCAGUCUCAGAACAAAGUAUAUCACACGAAGGACGAGACUUGAACAACACAAAAGGCACGACAGUACGAGACUUGGGACUCACAGGUCAUUAUGCAACUUUACAGUUGAAGAGAAAGAUUCCGAAUGUUGCCGGUGGAAGACCGCUGGAACACGACGCUGAAAUGAUGCGGCUACAGUUAUUGGGAGAUCCAAACUUAAUGAAUGAUUUACGACGAACUCAACCCGAACUUGCAGAAGCAGCCCAAACCAACCCCACCCGAUUCGCAGAACUUCUUCGCCAAACCCGGGAACGCCAAUACGACGCAGAAAUAGCCCGGCAACGUGAGAUAGAACAUUUAAACGCCGAUCCUUUCGACGUCGAGGCGCAGAGGAAAAUAGAAGAAGCCAUAAGACAGGCAGCGGUGAUGGAGAACUUGGAGCAUGCGAUUGAGUAUUCUCCGGAAAGCUUUGGGAUUGUAACUAUGCUCUAUAUCGACGUUGAAAUCAAUGGAAAACCCGUUAAAGCGUUUGUUGAUUCUGGAGCUCAGCGUACUAUCAUGACACCUCAAUGUGCGGAAUACUGCGGCAUCAUGCGACUCCUCGAUACCCGAUUCGCAGGUAUCGCACAAGGCGUUGGUACAGCUGCCAUACUGGGACGAAUCCACAGCACCCAGCUUAAACUCGCGGAGUUACAUCUCCCAUGUUCCAUAACCGUCAUGGAGGGUCGAGCCGUUGACCUUCUUCUAGGCCUAGACAUGCUAAAAUCCUACCAAGCUUGUAUUGACCUUGAAAAGGGGGUUUUGAGGAUACAAGGACGGGAAGUGCGGUUCCUUUCUGAACAUGAGCUCCCUGAAAGUGCUAGGCAGGAGGCAGCUGAUGCCGCACCAGGAGGACCUUCGAGUGUAGGGGGAGGGCCAGCGCCUGCCUCAGCACCUAGCGGUCUAAGACUUGGCUCCAGUUCUGGUUCUGGUCCUUCAAGACCCGGUCAACGUCAACCCUCAAGUUUUUCAGGAAGUGGGAAUACGCUCGGAGGAGGUUCCUCCGCUCAACGACAAUCCAAUAACCCGAGAGCUGUCAGAAGUUCGGGAUCAAAGCACCCUGAAGAACAUAUUAAAGUGAUUAUGGACCUUGGUGUGACUAGGGAGAUUGCAAUCAGUACGUUGGAUGCUGCUGGUGGAAACGUAGAAGUUGCUGCUUCGUUACUGUUCUAACUUGACGGGAAACGAUGAAAAGGGUGAAUAAACGGCUCUGUAUCAUUAUCAUGUAUAGUCCUACACAUACAAAAUCAUCCGGACAAUUAGCUAUAAAUGUUACAGGAAAAUCAAAAGAAAAACGAAAAAA
Marasmius oreades (fairy-ring Marasmius) is the source of this 1647-nucleotide messenger RNA. RefSeq lists its product as uncharacterized. The transcript has 8 exons. The record is from RefSeq and is a predicted model, not a curated record. Gene Ontology annotation, biological process: proteolysis. NCBI's taxonomy places the organism in Eukaryota, Fungi, Basidiomycota, Agaricomycetes, Agaricales, Marasmiaceae. Bases 219 to 1517 code for a protein of 432 amino acids. Gene Ontology annotation, molecular function: aspartic-type endopeptidase activity; protein binding.